Molecule: messenger RNA, 1079 nt
Organism: Macadamia integrifolia
Lineage: Eukaryota; Viridiplantae; Streptophyta; Magnoliopsida; Proteales; Proteaceae
Exons: 2
Coding region: 16-939 (307 amino acids)
Source: RefSeq, a predicted model, not a curated record
AUACUCACAUUGUAUAUGGUGUAUUUUGUUAGUUUUGAUGUGAUGGAACUAAUAGGAGAUUCUAAUAGUAAGUCACGGGACAUUGCUUCAUGGCCUAGUGCCGUUUCUCAUUACAUGCUGGAGUGUAUAUUGAAGCAGUACAAGAGUGGUAAGAGUGGAGAUAAUGGACUGAAAAAUGAACAGUUCAUUGAAAUUGCCAACCAACUGAAAGAGAAAUUAUUUACUAGUUACGACUGUGAACAAGUGAGAAACCAUUUCCGGAUUUGGAAGCAAAGACUUAGAGCAUUGGUUGACCUACAGAAGCAAAGUGGAUUGGGUUGGAAUGCAUCUGAUAUGAGAUUUGAUGCUCCUCAACACUUCUGGAAUGACUAUAGGAAAAAAGAACAAAAGUAUUGGAAGGAACAUAGUGUGCUCCCAAUUCACCUUGAAGUUGGAGCUUUGCUAAGGAAAGAGAUGGCAACUGGGAAUGAUUCAACAGUCCCCUCUGAAGCUGCCACUGAAGUUAUGAUGGACGUGACAGGUACUCAGGUUGAGGGAAUAGGGAACAAUGAUGGUGUUGAUUAUGAACCUAUUAAAGAAGAAGAAAGUAUUCCUUCCACUCCCAUUGGUAGUACCAGCCGUUCUCGAGGAAGACCUUGUGGACCCGUCAAUAGUGGUAGAGAAAAGAGGAAGAAGGGUACAACUGAAAAGGUGGUAAGUCCAUUGAAAUCGAUUGCUAACUCAAUCGAGAAGAUGGUAAUGAGUGAAUCUCAGUCUGAAUUUGGGAGAGCAAUUAUAGAUGUUGUUGAUGCCAUUCCAGACCUCAAUUUUCAACAAAAGUUUAAGGCCAAGGAAUAUUUCAUGACCAAGAAGAAUUCUGCCAUUAUCUUCUUGGAGACAAGAGUAGAAGAUAGGCGAAAUCUACUUGAGAUGUACUUGCCAGAGAUUGAAAAGAAUUGAGGUGACAAUAGAAAGUGUGAAGAAUUCGAAGACAAUGGUUUUUUGAAUAGAAAUUUGAUGUGUUUGGUUGAUGUAACUUGAUAUUAUGUUCAGUAUGUGACAGUAUUUUCUAUGCAGAUUUCAUCUCUUGAAAAUGUUUG